AUGACGAGGUACCAGAAUGGCCUUCCGUUGUCGCUACUGGGCCUGGACCAUGAGUGGAAGGUCGACCUGGCCUUCGAGUGGGUCAACGUACCCGGCAUCCGCUUUGCCUUGCGCUACGAGCAGCGCGACGUGUGGUCUGGCGAGCUCUUUCUCGAUGCACUUGACGCGCGCUUCCCGCUGCACUGGGCUCUCUUUACUGAACUAUUGGCCCUCGACGCGGCCGCCCCAAGUGUUCUCUCGUGCGCCGCCAAGUACGGCACGCGCGCAACCUUUAUAUCGCUGAGUGCGCUCGGCUUUUGCAGCGUACAGCCAAUCGACGGCGCCUGCCGCAACGGGCACAUGGACGUCCUUCGGUAUCUAUGCAACGAGUCGUGCUCGGUCAAAGGCUUUGACGACGCGGCGUCACACGGGCAUGUCGACGUCUUGCGCUUCAUGCAUGCCACGCACCGCGUCACCGGGUCUCCACGGGCGCUGCACCUCGCCGCGCAGCAUGGCCACGCAGACGUAGUCCUCUUCUUACUGACGCACCAGCAAUGGACCGCCCGCGACAUCGAGGUGAGCCUGCGCAAUGCUGCUAGCGAAGGCCACACCUCGAUUGUGGCCUGCUUGCUCGCACAAUACCCUCGUCCAGUGAACAUGCCAGCGGUGGACACGCGGUCCAUCGAGGUCUACGAACUGCUUGUCGCCCAAAGCGUACCGGCGGUGCUCGACGUGGAUGCUCUGGUUGCUGCUGGCAAUCUCGCACACGUACAAUAUGCCUACGCGCACAACCUUGGCACGUGCUCGGCGCACGCCAUGACCGCCGCAGCGCGCGUCUCGCUUCAAAUGGUGCAGCUCCUCGAUCGCAUGGGCGUUGCGUGUGCGCCAGCUGCGAUGGACGCGGCCGCCAAGGCUGGGGCGCUCGAGAUUCUGGAGUAUUUACACGCGCAGCGUGCCGAAGGGUGCACUGCAAGAGCGAUCGUCAACGCGGCCGCCAAGGGCCAUCUCGACGUCGUGCGAUAUCUGCUACCGCAUAGAAUGGACGAUGUUGGAUACGCGGAAGCGCUCGACAAGGCCGCAGCCAAAGGCCACUUGAACGUCGUGCAGUUUUUGCUGUCACAUCGAAGCAACGUGGGCACAGCCAACGCGCUCGACGGCGCCGCGCGCGGAGGCCACGAAGACGUGGUCGCCUAUCUCUUGGCGCAAGGACGUCCGUGCACGAGUGCAGCCUUGGACGGUGCAGCCGACGGCGGGCAUCUGGCAAUCGUCCAGCGACUGCACGCGGCGGGCGCGCUAGCGACGACAGCCGCGCUAGACCGUGCCAUCGUACGCGGCCACUUGGAGGUCGUCGCCUUUCUUUUGGCCCACCGAAGCGAGGGCUUCUCGACUCGUGCCAUCGCAUGGGCACGAAGCAAAGCGAUGCAGCGGCUACUGACAAGCAGCCACUUGUGUCCGUCACCACGGUAA
Molecule: messenger RNA, 1446 nt
Organism: Saprolegnia parasitica CBS 223.65
Lineage: Eukaryota; Oomycota; Saprolegniomycetes; Saprolegniales; Saprolegniaceae
Exons: 3
Coding region: 1-1446 (481 amino acids)
Molecular function (GO): protein binding
Source: RefSeq, a predicted model, not a curated record